AUGUGGGAUAAACCCAGCGUCCGGCCAUUGGAGCCAAGGUGUCAGCUGAUAGGGGUCAUGUGUACCACAACAGCCCAAGCCAAGGCACCAUCUCGACCGGGCAUUGCUACACUGGAGAUCCUUGCCGAGGCUCAUGAAAAAGGGGAAAUAAUUUUGUUUCCAAUGGAGUACAAGUUGAAAGAAAAUGAGCCCUUGGAUCUGUUAUGCCAGGUAGCUGUAAAGGGGAAAUUUGUAAAUGAGACGAAGAAAAAGCUGUUGGCUAUCUGCAGGAAAUAUGGGAUAGACAACCAACAGUAUCCAGUGGAGCGCUUUCUGUCCCCUUUCCUGAAGUUGUCCUGGGAAUGA
Molecule: messenger RNA, 345 nt
Organism: Lingula anatina
Lineage: Eukaryota; Metazoa; Brachiopoda; Lingulata; Lingulida; Lingulidae
Product: carnosine synthase 1-like
Source: RefSeq, a predicted model, not a curated record